GGUGAAUACCUAGAAAUGAAGAAUCAAAUGUGCAGUAAAUGUGCCGCGGGGACAUAUUCCUUGGGCAGCGGGAUCAAGUUUGAUGAAUGGGAUGACCUGCCAGCAGGAUUCUCCAAUGUGGCAACUUUCAUGGACACUGCUGUCGAAUCAGCUGAGAAUAAAGCCGAUAGCUGUGACAACUCUUCGUGGACUCCUCGUGGGAAUUACAUAGAGUCCAACAGAGAUGACUGCACUGUUUCUCUAAUCUAUGCUGUACAUCUGAAGAAAUCUGGAUUUGUCUUCUUUGAAUACCAGUAUAUUGACAAUAACAUCUUCUUUGAGUUUUUUAUUCAAAAUGAUCAGUGCAAAGAGAUGGACUCCACGGCCGACAAAUGGGUGAAAUUAACAGACAACGGCGAAUGGGGCUCUCAUUCCGUAGCUUUGAAACCAGGGACUAAUAUAUUAUACUGGAGAACAACAGGGAUUCUUAUGGGUUCUAAAGUGGUGAAACCUGUUCUGGUGAAAAACAUCACAAUUGAAGGAGUUGCAUAUACAUCUGAAUGCUUUCCAUGCAAACCUGGUACAUUCAGUGAUAAACCAGGGUCUUCCAAUUGCCAGGUGUGUCCCAGAAAUACCUACUCAGAGAAAGGAGCUAAGGAAUGUACCAACUGUAGCGAAGAAACUCAUUAUGCAGAUGAAGGAUCCAGCCAAUGUACAGAGCGUCCCCCUUGUACGAACAAAGACUUUUUCCAGAUCCAUACACUGUGUGAUAAGGAAGGAAAGACUCAGAUAAUGUACAAAUGGAUAGAGCCUAAAAUUUGCAGGGAGGAUCUUCCUGAUGCGUUGAAACUGCCUCCUUCUGGAGAGAAGAAGGAUUGUCCACCAUGCAACCCUGGGUUUUACAACAAUGGAUCAUCUUCCUGCUCUCCUUGCCCUCAGGGCAUGAUUUCAGACGGAACAAAGGAAUGCAAGGCCUGCCCUGCUGGGACUGAACCAGCUCUCGGGCUUGAAUAUAAAUGGUGGAACGUUCUGCCAGUCAAUAUGAAGACUUCUUGUUUUAAUGUUGGCAAUUCAAAGUGUGAUGGAAUGAAUGGCUGGGAGGUGGCUGGUGAUCACAUCCAGAGUGGGGCAGGGGGCUCUGACAAUGAUUAUCUUAUCCUGAACCUGCAUAUCCCAGGAUUUAAACCUCCAACAUCGGUGACAGGAGCAACCGGGUCAGAACUAGGACGGAUUUCUUUUAUUUUUGAGACCAUCUGUUCAGCAGAUUGCGUGAUGUACUUUAUGGUGGAUGUUAAUAGAAAAAACACGAAUGUGGUGGAAUCCUGGGGCAAGACGAAGGAGAAACAAUCUUACACUCACAUUAUCUCCAAAAAUGCUUCCUUCACAUUCACAUGGGCCUUCCAGAGGACAAACCGGGGCCAAGAUAGCAGGCAAUUCAUACACGACGUGGCAAAAAUCUACUCGAUAACAGUGACCAAUGUGUUGGAUGGAGUUGCCUCGUCUUGCCGGGCCUGCGCACUGGGGUCUGAACAGUCUGGGUCAUCCUGCGUACCCUGUCCUGCUGGACACUACAUUGAGAAGGAAACCAACCAAUGCAAGGAGUGCCCAGCCAACACAUAUCUGUCCAUACAUCAGGUGUACGGCAAAGAGUCUUGUAUCCCAUGUGGGCCUGGCAGUAAAAGCAACAAGGACCAUUCCGCCUGCUUCAGUGACUGCACGCUCUCUUACCUCAGGGACAACCAGACCCUGAAUUAUGACUUUACCAACCUCAGCGGGGUGGGGUCAUUAAUGAAUGGACCCAGCUUUACAUCCAAAGGGACAAAGUUCUUUCAUUUCUUUAACAUCAGCCUGUGUGGGAAUGAGUUAGGAGCUACGGUUGAAACCACACUGGGAAAUAUUAACAUUGAAACAGAAAUGUUUCCAUCUUCCCAAAGGACAAUACCUGAUGUGAAUUUCUUUUUCAAGUCUUCUACACUUACAACCCCCUGUGAAAAUGGACGUGCAACUGUUGUAGUGAUGAGGUGUAAUCCCACCAAACCAGGCCAAGGCGAUAUUUCGGUCCCCAGCACAUGCCCCGUUGGCACCUGUGAUGGAUGCACCUUCUACUUCAUGUGGGAAAGUGCAGAAGCCUGUCCUUUGUGCACAGAGCAUGACUACCAUGAGAUUGAGGGAGCUUGUAAAAAGGGAUUUCAGGAAACCUUAUAUGUCUGGAAUGAGCCAAAGCAAUGCAGGAAGGGGAUUGCCUUGCCUGAGAAAAGGGUCAGCACCUGUGAAACCAUGGACUUUUGGUUAAAAGUUGGAGCAGGUGUUGGUGCAUUCACAGCUGUGCUGCUCGUAGCCUUAACCUGCUACUUCUGGAAGAAAAAUCAGAAGUUGGAGUAUAAAUAUUCCAAAUUAGUGAUGACAGCUAACUCGAAAGAGUGUGAGCUUCCAGCUGCUGACAGCUGUGCUAUAAUGGAAGGAGAAGAUAACGAAGAGGAAAUAGUAUAUUCAAAUAAACAGUCAUUGCUGGGAAAGCUCAAGUCAUUGGCAACAAAGGAAAAACAAGAUCGUUUUGAAUCUGUUCAGCUGAAAUCUUCAAGGUCACAAAAUAUAUGAGGAUUAAAUGCUACCUUCAAAGAAACAAACCUGAUUUCUAUCUUUACAGGACCACAUUUUAAACAUAUUCCUGCAGAGUAAUGGUUGCAGUGAGAAAUGCUGAGCCAUUUAAGAAAAAAGAGGGUUGAAAUCAAAACAAAAGAUUGGAUUGCCUUAUUCUGUGGUCAAGUACCUUGCCAAAAACAAGAAGCAGACUGCUUGGAUUCCAAACUAGGAAUGAAGCUUAACUCAGGAAGAGAUAUACAGACUGCAACUGAAAUGAGUUUUGUAUUCACCUGUGCAUUGCUCAGGCAUGCUGUGCGAUUUAUUGGUACCUUUCAAUGCAUAAUCACUUCGUCCAUAUGCAUCGUAAGAACUGAUUUUCUGGGAGAUUCGAAACUUUCUGAAAAGGUUCUGUACUGUCCUUUUUGCAGCCUAACUUCAAUUCUCUCUUAAAAUCAAAAUGGGGAAUGGUACUUGAAACAGAACCAUGGAUGACUUUUGAUCCUUGGAUAAAAUAAUGCUUUUGGGGCUAAGGGCUGGAUGUCCUGCAACAGCCUUCAGUGUGGCAGGGCCAAUUUUGCACCCAUGGAUCAAACCCACUUAGAUGCCAACAUGAUGACCAUCUGGGUUGGCUUGAACAUGACACUCCUGAAUCUAAGGCUAUAUCUAUACCUACAGCUAAGGGUGUGAUUCCCAGCUUGUAUAGACAUUUUUGCAUCUGCUGUCAUCAAUCUAGCACACUGAG
Molecule: messenger RNA, 3304 nt
Organism: Terrapene triunguis (Three-toed box turtle)
Lineage: Eukaryota; Metazoa; Chordata; Testudines; Emydidae
Gene: ELAPOR2
Product: KIAA1324 like
Exons: 19
Coding region: 16-2577 (853 amino acids)
Biological process (GO): positive regulation of BMP signaling pathway
Source: RefSeq, a predicted model, not a curated record